Rattus norvegicus (Norway rat) is the source of this 1116-nucleotide messenger RNA. NCBI's taxonomy places the organism in Eukaryota, Metazoa, Chordata, Mammalia, Rodentia, Muridae. The record is from RefSeq and is a predicted model, not a curated record.
AUGCCGGAAGAGGAACAAUUCACUGUGAAUGGGUUACCGAGUCCAGUCUUGGCUCCACUGGGUGGAAACCUAGAACUGAGUUGUCAGUUGUCUCCACCACAACAAGCAAUGCACAUGGAAAUCCGUUGGUUCCGGAAUCGCUAUUCAGAGCUGGUAUACCUGUAUAGGAAUGGUAAAGACCUGUUGGGAGAAACUAUUUACAACUUUGUUGAAAGGACUGAACUCCUGAAAGAUGAUAUUGGAAAAGGGAAAGUAAUUCUUAGGAUCUUUAAAGUGACUGCUGAUGAUGGUGGAUACUACCACUGUUUCUUCAAGGAUGACAAGUUCUAUGAAGAGCAUAUUAUAGAAGUCAAGGUCACAGCCACAAGCUCAGACAUACGGAUUCUUAUGCAUCCCCAUAAUACCGAAGGUGUGAUGUUGGAAUGUCACUCAAGAGGUUGGUUCCCAAAGCCUCACAUGGAAUGGAGAGACAGCAAAGGGAAUUUCAUUCCAGCCACAUCAGAAUCCCAUUCACAGGAUGAAAACAAAUUGUUCAACAUGACAAUGAACCUUUUGAUUAAAGUCAGUUCCACCUGGAAUGUCACCUGCUACCUUCAAAACCUUCUAACUCACCAAGAAGAAAGUAUAAGUAUUGUCCUACCAGGUGAACUAUUUUCAUGGAAAUCUGUUUGGAUAAUGCUUGCUUUGCUGAUUUUCAUCCACGUGAUUUACUCAUACACUUGUUGGAAUCAGCAACAUUUGCUCGUAGGUUCCUGUGUCCAGAGAAAACCUCCUUGGAAAAAGAGUGCGAUAGACAUCAUAAUUUCAUUGAUCGCAAUUACAGGAGUCAUGCUUAUUUUGCAUCUUAAACAAAGAGUCCCAGAUUCAGACCAAUAUGUUGAAUUGGACACUUUGUGUUUGGAAGAUAUUAGUGUGAUCCUGUGUGUGCUGAUAGUAUUCAACAUCAAGCUCAUGUCACUGAUUUACUUCAGAAUGUAUGGUAAAUAUGAUGGGAAUUGUAGCUACUUAGGAGAUCUGGUUCAUAUGACUAAGGCUCAAAUGUCUAUAAUGUUACCUCUCAAGUCCUUUUGUCUUAGUAAACUUAACAAAAUCCAUAUAAAUAACUGUGUUGUAUAA